AAGUUCUAAUUUGACUAUUUUCUGUCUAAUUUUCUAAUUGGGCUAUUACUUUAGUUAGCCAAUUGUUGUUAGAUGUAUUUAAAUGUUGGAAAGGUAUCACUCAGCAAAACAAAAAUUAUAAUGAAUAAUAAAUUGUGCGUGUUUUUGUGUCGUAAGCGUAAGUUUUUCUGGGUUUUCUAUGACCGGAAUUUAUUAUAAAUUUGUAAGCCAUCAAUUUGUCAUCAAUGGACAUAAUAACAUCGUUCGUUAGACCUAUCAAAAACAAACAUUAUCUACAAUCGAAAAACCUAUAAUAUACACUUAUAAGUACAGGCAAAUUAUAAGUCUUCAAAAAAACAUGACACUUUGACAGUCAGUCACUACAUCACAAUCAUUUACAUAAUUCCUGAGAAAUAAUUUCGUUAAUUAAAAAAUUCGUAUUCUGUUCAUGAAAGAAAUCCUCUAAAAUUUCAAUUGGUUUGGAUUGGAUAAACGGCCAGGUAAACAAUGACACCAAGCAAUAAAUUGUAACUUUCCAGCUAACGAAAACGAGUACCUACCUCUCUAUAUUUCCAUCCACCACAUGCUUUAAAAUUAAAAAAAAAAAAAACAAAAAAUAAAGGAGACCUCUCAUCUUAAGUCCCAUCACAAGUCGUAAGUCUAAAAAGUCCCAAUCCCAACCACAACUACUAUAAUGUUUGUGGAACGUAUUUUAUGUUCCCCUUCUUAUUUAUUUUGUUGUUUUCCUCUUGAAUUUGAUUUUGUUGCUCACGAUCGAGAUUUCUCUCAGCUCUUCGUUUGGGUCUGGGUCUGCAUCAACUUCAGCUUCAGCUUUAGCUUCGGUACUCUGUUUUCAGCCAGGCCUUGUGUGUUUUACCACCAAAAUCGAAUCGCAGCAACAGCUUGGCUUGAAGUUGCUGUCGAGUCUUUUUUUAGUUAGCCACUUACGUUGACAGCGAUCGGUCGGUGGACUUGUGGUCUUAUGGUCUUGUGAAUCAUUGAAUAUUAUUUGCCUUCGAAAUUGUAUAAGUCGCCUCCUCGAUCUCUCGGAGUCUUUCGUCGCUCGGUCGUGAGACCAAUUGUUGAAUUUUGUUUUGUUUGUGUGUUUUUACCUCUUUCGCUUUUUAGUGUGUCACAUAGCAUUUCGUAACACAAUUGUUUUGAAUUUGUUGUUGUUGGAAUUUGGUUUCUUCUUACUUGGAUUUGGAUUUCGAAUUGGAUUUGGAUUUUGAUGUUGUGUUGUGUGUCGCUUGGAAAAGUGGCAAAUAAGAGAUAUUAAGUGCUACAUUGCGCGCAAGAGGUCUUGUUAAAAUAAGAGGACGACAAGCUCGAAGUGAAAUAUUUGUGUGCGCUGGCUUUGCAGAACAAUUGUGUGUGGCCGCUUCCAUUCGGGUAAUGUUGCGAAAUUUUAACGUAUGUUUGUCGUCUGUGCAUUUAUGUCGGUUGAACGGUGAUUGAAAUUGAUGGGCAGCAAACAGAAAAAGACUUUUUUUAAAUUUAAUUUCUUUUUUCUUUCGCUAGAACGCUGCCAUUUUAAGAGACUAAGCGAGUGAUUGGGUAAAAGGUCAUACGUGUGACAAGCUAAAGGAAUGCUCCUAACUAUUCUGACGACGGUAUUAUGAAAUCGAAUGUAUCGGGGCGAGUUGUACCGCAACCAGGAUCAUCAUCAGGAUGUAGACCACAUAAUUUUUUCUAUAACUUCCACCAGCAGCAGCAGCAGCAACACCAACAACACCAUCACCAACAACAGCAACAUAAUCUGCCCUACCACCCACACCAUCAGCAGCACCAGCAACAGCCUCAGCCGCCACCACAUCAUCAAAACUAUGCAAUGCUUCCAUGUUUUAACCAACACAAUACGAGUGGCUGGGCUGGGAUACCUUUGAUAUCCACGGCCGCAUCUUCAAACCGUCGUCAAAGGAAGCCAACUACUGGGGGACAUAGACAUCCACCCCAACAACCAUUGCCCUGUAAUUCCCUUCCAAUGUAUAAUUCCAACCGAGAUCUGCAUUCCAACGAGUAUGACUUGAAUCCAAUGACUCGUCUGGCAAUGCACACCCAAGGAGCUCCUCUUCUCCUAACUGGAUCGUUUAAUCGGAAUCGUUUGAAUUGCAACCGUCAGUUGAGACCACUGAAUCCUAAUUCGUCUGAAGGAUACCCUCCUUGCGGCUACAAACCCAAUAAUCCGAUUCAUCAAAAAACUAAAGAAAACCAUAUAUCUGGAGUAGGAGUUGGUGUAGGAGGAGGAGUAUCAGCAGUUUCGAAUGCACAAAGCGAUUCAACAGCAGUGGCUUGUCUUCCCAGAAUCAUCAAACCAAGAAAAAGGAGGAAAAAAGAUCGCAAACCUCUUCCAAACACAAAUAAUUUUGUCAAAAAAAUUGAUCAUGAAUCGAAUGCAUGUGCUUCAAAGCGAGACUAUCCGCUGAACAUGGUUCAGCAUCACACACUUCCAUCCUCACAUAUGCUCGGUUUCGACGAAUUCGAGAACCGAUGCAAUCUGAAGAACGACGAACCCAAUCACAUCUCAGAUGCCCAGGAUCCGGCAACAGGAUACAUUUGUUUUUGCCGACAAUGCGAUCCACUAAGUCGCAUAUGGGCAUUCCCAUUACGUCGAUCACAUUCCGAUAACUCGUCCGACACCACGGAGUUUGAAAGAGCCACCAUCAAAAAUGUCGGAGUAAUCGGUUCGAAUCGCCAAUCAACCCAAGGUAACAUCAAGAACGCUAAUCACACCGGCAGCUUGAGUGAUUCCAGUGAUUCUGGAUAUGGCGAUAUCCUGAGUGGAAUUCAAAUUGGUGAUAAUUUCUUUCAAAACGAUAUCGACAAUAACAUCAAUAGCAACAACAAUUAUCUUCAGUUACAGAAGCUUCCAAAUGAUCUCCUCUUAAGUCCUACAGCUGAAUCCCUUCUAACUGAGAGUAUAAAUGAAAUAUCACGCAAGCUAAUGGAGACUUGUGACAUAAAAGGAGCGAGUGCAAGCAGCAGCAGUUCAUCAUCAUCUUCAUCGACGUCGUCUUCAUCAGAUAGUUGCAGUGUUUUCUCAGACAGUGGCCUGAGUAGUACCACAAGCAACAAUCCUCCAAGUGGCGAUGAAUUAAUAUUCAACUUUGAAAAUCUCUCAAUAAAUUCCCUGAAUAAUCAUCCCAAUCUACUGUUUCCCACCACCAAUAACAUCAACAACACCAACGAAUCCAUGUUUGAUUGUUUCUCCACUUCAGACAUCAAUAAUAACACUAUUCAUGUACCAGGCGAUGGAGGAGGAGGAUCACCCAGGAUAGAUCCGCAUCUCUUUAAUUGCCUAGACAUGUUAUGGGGUACUCAACAACAGCAGCAACACCAACCAUCAUCAUCAUCAUUGCAGUCUUUGGCGUUUUCGAUGUCGAUGUCGUCGUCGUCGUCGUCGUCAUUGCACUCAGACGCUCCCAAACAAACAACGUCAUCUUCGUUUUAUCGGCCUGCAGUAGCUUCCAUGUAGGGUCUUAUUAAACAAAUAACCUUAGCUUAAGUAUUUAUUUUACUUUUGUUGUAAGAAAACACAAAAUAAGACUCACCACAAAAAUACAAAGAAAACAGAAUUGCAGCAGAAGCCGCAGCAACGGCAGCAGUCGCAAUACCGGUUCAUUGUCUGGACUAUGAAAAGUGAAACUUUCACUUUCAUCAGUUUUUGCAUACACUCGUAGAGUACCUCUUUUCGUCGUCGUUCACCGCAACAGCAGCAGCACCAGCAGUGUAAAGAUUGUAAGCGAAUGUAGAUGGCGUUAAGCUUUGUAGGAGACACCAUAGAACAACUUACGAUGAACGAAAGAAGUAUCUUUUUCAAAUCGAUUUUAUUUAUUCAGCGCAUUUAUUCAUUCUCUUUUUAUUUAAUAUUUUUUUUAUUUUAUUAUUUUUAUUUGUUGUUUACGUUUUUAUACCAAUUUCUGUCUCACGGUUGGUAAUUUUUCUCCGGCAUUAGUGUGGAGGUUCCUUUUUUGUUGUUAAAUUUAAUUUGUAUGCUUUGUUGUGAAUAGGUAUAAUUUUUCUUCUAAGUUGUUACAUUGGAUGGAUGGAGGAUGGAGGAUGGAACACCAUACAGAAUGCAGCUCAAGCCAUCGCCAUCGCUAGUUCAUAGCAAGUGAAAGGGAAGACCAAGACACGCUUUUGUGUGUUUUUGGUUUGUUGCAAUGUGCGAGAUGGUGAUUGCUCAAUUUCUGGACUGAAUCAUUGUUUGAAUCCGGUUUUUCAUCAUUUUUCCCAAUGGUAUGUUGGCUCUAACACCGCUCCGGCUGAACCCUCCUUAUGACAUUUAAACUAAUUAUAAUAUGCAAAUGCUUCUGCGAAGCCCGACUUCUUGGCAAAGCAACAUAACAUAUCUUUAGUCGUACGUAGGUAUCUAAAGAAAACUGUGUUUUUUCUCACCUUGAGAUGCUUUGAGAAAUUUAUUAAUAAUGUAUUGAAUGUGUUUUAGAUUUUAUUUAUUCAAGGUUAAUAUUUUAAAUUCAAAUGUUAAUGUUAUUUUUUUUUGUUGAUGUUUGCCGUUGUCCACAAAACAAAGCAUACAUAUUAUAUUUUUUUUGUAUUUUAUUUUGUUAUUUAUUUAUAUAGGUUUAGGUUUCAAAUAUUGAAGAAAUAUGUUAAACAAAAAGACACUAAAAUAAAGCCUUAGAAAAUAAAUACUUUUGCCGGAUUAAAGUUACCUUAAAUAAAAGGGGUUAUAAUAUCUUUGUUUAUAAAUACAUACAUCAAUUAUGUUUGCCUAUUUUAAUGCAUUUCAUUUGUUUUUAUAUAUAUUUUUAAAUUUUACGAUAUUACGAUAUUAAGGUAUGUGGUGGAAGAUCACUUAAAAAUUAAACUAAGAUUUUAUAUAUUUUAUAUACUUUUAUAUAGUAGACUACAGUUUUUUUUUGUUUAAAUAUAGAAAAGAUCUUCAAACAUUUCUUAUUGCAAAAUGUAACAUGGAAUUGCUGUUAAAACAGUGAUUUGUCUUCCUAUUUAUUUAUUUACUUUACCUAUAUUACAAAAACAAAAAGAUCUGCAAUUUAUAUGUUAUUAAACAAUUUGCAAUAUGAAAGGUUUGAAAUAAAAAUUAAU
Messenger RNA from Eupeodes corollae, 5049 nucleotides. RefSeq lists its product as uncharacterized. Lineage: Eukaryota; Metazoa; Arthropoda; Insecta; Diptera; Syrphidae. The transcript has a single exon. The record is from RefSeq and is a predicted model, not a curated record. The coding region runs from base 1598 to 3454 and encodes 618 amino acids.